Messenger RNA from Octopus bimaculoides (California two-spot octopus), 3168 nucleotides. RefSeq lists its product as uncharacterized. Lineage: Eukaryota; Metazoa; Mollusca; Cephalopoda; Octopoda; Octopodidae. The record is from RefSeq and is a predicted model, not a curated record.
AGUUGCUGAGAUACUGUCAAACAAUCUUUAGAUGGUGAGAUUCAGGUCAAAACUUUAAAUUCUAUAACUGACUCACAGUAAACAUUUUUCUCACAAAACUCUCAGAUUUCCUCAGAGAUUUCUUCGCUAACUGCGCGUCUACGUCACUGAAAUAAACACGUUCUUUCAUUCUCAAGAAACAGGAAACUUUGUACAUACAUGUGACAAAAACAUGCGGUUUGUUUACUGUUUUUGACCUGACAGCCUCCAAAUCGAAACACUAUCACUAUUCGAAGUAAUGUGUACGCUAUAAUCAUUGUUCGUGUGAAUUUUAAACUUUUCUAAUAACGAAUUAAAACAACAUUUUUUUUUGUCAUCGAAUAUUUACUGAAGUUGAAAAGAAAAAAAAAGGAGUUUAAAAAAUACGGAGAAACUGUCAGUGUUCAACACCUGAUGUCAACAAGUCAGCGUUUGACAACACAGGUAAAUUCAACUCCGAUACCCUAAAAACCCAAAUUACUACUACAUCAAUAGCCACCCACAGAUACGCAACACAAUGAGCAUUGAUGGGGAAAACUAUCUUCACCCACAAAAUAGGACUCCGCCAAGGCCUCGAUUGGAGCCAUACCCAAAGAAGGAAAUUGUACCAACCAAAAAACAUCCAGGACGUUUUCAGAGAUUUGAUUCAGGUAUUGGUGAUCUAGAGAACAGUGGCAGUGGAGAGUUUCCCAUGCAAAUUCCAAGAUCUUGUUCCCCUCGUCCCUUUCAUUACGACUAUGCUGACUACCCUUCUCAUCAGUAUGAAGAGGUCCCUAUACAAACGCCAUCUUAUUCCCGUGAUGAUUCCCAGCUUGGUAGACCAACAUUUAAUUCCUCGUCAGACAUUCCAAAUGAAGAGGAGAACCAGUCACAGUCACAUUCAGAAUCCAGUCGUAAAAGAGUAAACCCAUUAUAUGAAGCUGUGUCGAAGACUGGUUUUAACCAUAAUGAUAAUCAAUUUAAACUCCCUCCAAAUGAGUCCAUCUAUAAACAAUUCCAUUGUCUCCGUGUGGCCUUCACUCUGGUUGUUGCUGUCGUUCUCCUCUCAUUAAUUGCUAUCACAACUGUCAUCCUUUUAAAUGAACCAAAAGAAAAUGGUAAUUUGUUAAAGGAAUUCCAAGAAUUAAAACAGAAACACAUGUUAUUAGAAAGAAAGCUGGAAGAAAUAAUUCAGAACCAAAAUAAGAGUGAUAUAGCACUGCAAUCCCUUGAUAAUGUCAUUGCCAACAAAAGCGAAGACGUCCAAGAUCUGUUUUCAUAUCUAAAUAGCUCUUUACUGGAUUUCCAAACACAGCUACGUAAUAUUAGUAAAAUGCCUGGACCUCAGGGUCCACCCGGAGUUGGAGAUCUUUCCAAAUGUAAAUACAAAUCCAGGCAUGACUCAAGUGGACAGGAGGUGACCUCAACAAUAUGGGCUCCACUUCAGGACACGCUUAAAAAUUAUAUUGUGAUGUCAGCUACAUGCUCUGUUUAUCACGGUCUGUCGACACAACUGAUAGAGAAUGAAUACAAUCAGUACCAGUGUAAAUGUUCUGGUCAUUUUCCUCAAGGCUCCGUGGAUAAAGUGUGUUAUCUUCAUCUUUGGCUUUGUCCGAAGAAAUCCUGAUUAUGUGUCCUUUGUUGGACAAUAUGUACAGUACUCACAAAAAGCCAGACACGAAUGGGAGUAUUUUUACCAAGACAGCAAGAAGAGGGAAAUGCAUAUACAUACAUAUAUAUACACACUUACAAACACUCACACACAUGUAUAAUAUUAUUGUUAGAUUUGCCUACUGUUCUAUUAUUUCAAAUUUCAAGCCAAAGAGGCAGUCAUCUGAUGGCAAAUCGGCAAAAUAUGAAAAAUAAUGUUUUGGUAAAUACUAACAAUAGCAAAAACAAAAAAAUUAGCUACUCUACUUUAUGUAUUGAGUUCUUUUUAUCAUUUUGUAACACUGCUUGCAAACAGAGUAUCAUGUAUAUGCAUUUUAUUGCUUCUGUAUAUUACAAUACAUUAACCUUACUUGAAUUUACAAUAUGAGAAGCUUGAUAAUGUUUAUAUCUGUAGACUUAUCAAAUAUGAUAAGCAUAAUAUAAUAAUGUUUAUAUCAAGAGGGUGUACUUUUUGUUUUAAUAUAUAUUUUUAUUAUGUAUAUAGUUUAUAAAUACAUUGGCUUUUUAAGUCUUCUGUCACUUCUUAGGAUAUCCAAUAUCCAUCUGUUCAAUGUCACUCUCGAUAUAUAUAUAAUGAUAUGUAAUUGUAAGAUCCAAGGAUCUAGGAUCUAAAGCUUUAAGCUGUCCGUGGUAGAUAUAAAAAAAACAACUUUCAGGAAAAUGAUGGUUUAUUGGUGCAGAAGGUUGUAUGCUUUUCCCAUAUCGAAGUUCAAUAAGCUGAAAAAUGUUUUUUUCAUAGUUCACAGUUAGUAACUUGGGUUGCUAUGAAUGCAAAAAAAAAAAUCCAAAUUGAAGGAAUGGAGCAUAUGUUUCCUAGCCAGCAGAUCCUUGGAAAUAAUAAUUAUCCAAUGAGGGGUACUCCACUAACUACUUAUCAGGCUGAAAUACAUAUACAAUAUAUAUAUUUGUGUGUGUGUGUGUGUGUGUGUAUAUAUAAUUGAUUGACAAAAGCAUAGGAAUUACCUAAUUACCUUCAUUAGUUUACAGGUGUAAGCUAAUGGAGAUGAUUAUGUAACUCUGUUCUUUUGUCAUUCAUUAAUAUUAUACUCUGUAAUCACCUGACACUACUCUGGAGCAUUAUUGAGUUCUAACAACUGGUUAUUAGUAUUACUAUGCCUAAGUGAAAUCAUAAAAUAUGUAUAUAUGUAUAAAUAUGUAUGUAUAUAUAUAUGUAUGUAUAUAUAUAUGUAUGUCUAUAUAUGUAUAAAUAUGUGUACAUAUAUAUAUAUUUGUGUGUAUGUAUAUAUAUGUAUUUGUGUGUGGGGUGUAUAUAUAUAUAUAUAUAUAUAUAUAUAUGUAUGCAUAUGUGUGUAUGUAUGUAUGUAUGCAUAUGUGUGUAUGCAUAUAUGUGUGUAUGCAUGUAUGUAUGCAUAUGUGUGUAUGUAUGCAUGUAUAUAUGUAUGUAUAUAUGUAUGUAUGCAUAUAUGUAUGUAUCCAUGUAUGUAUGUAUGCAUGUAUGUAUGCAUGUACGUAUGCAUAUAUGUAUGCUUGCAUGUACAG